Colletotrichum orchidophilum is the source of this 465-nucleotide messenger RNA. RefSeq lists its product as uncharacterized. The record is from RefSeq and is a predicted model, not a curated record. The transcript is spliced from 3 exons. Lineage: Eukaryota; Fungi; Ascomycota; Sordariomycetes; Glomerellales; Glomerellaceae. The coding region runs from base 1 to 465 and encodes 154 amino acids.
AUGGCUACGGUAGAGGAAUCGCCGUUGAUGGCCGCUGCCAACUGCGAGUUCUUCCAAUGCGUGACACUUGGCUGCACCUCUAAGCCCUUUCCAACAAAAGCCAACCUAAGCCGGCAUAUGACUAAGCCCCGUCGUUCCAAACGUCUUAGUCAGGUUCAGAAUGUGCGACAAGUCACCACAGCCACCACAGCCAACAGAAUCCCAGCCCAGAACGAGCAAUCGGGUUGUGUCACCCCUAACGACCUCUACCAUCAAGCUACUGAUAACGGCACGCGAGAUACUUCCUACGAUAACAACAUCUCCACACCAUUCCUAGACCCGAUGCUGGACACGAUUUACGCGUAUCCAGGCGAAUUUCCAGGCGAUGAUUUGGAUGAUUUCACCUCGGAUGGUCCAAUCACUUGGGACGAAGUAUCCGUGGGUCCCAUUGCUAACCGACGCUGGUACCGAAGCGCCAAUCGUUAA